AGGCGGAGUUGGGCUGAUCGUGUUCCUUUGCUCGGAGCAGCGCUGAUCGUGUUCACACUGACCGGCAGCAUGGCAGGAGACAGCGAGGCCGAUCUGGAGCACCGUGAACCCGAGCACACACACACCAUCCGACAGCCUUUCCUCAUCGGGGUGGCGGGGGGGACUGCCAGCGGAAAGUCAUCCGUGUGUGCUAAGAUUAUGGAGCUUCUUGGCCAGAAUAAAAUUGAAAAUCACCAAAGGCAGGUGGCCAUCCUGAGUCAGGACAGUUUCUACAAGGUACUUACCCCAGAACAGAAGGCCAAGGCACUUAAAGGACAAUACAACUUUGAUCACCCAGAUGCAUUUGAUAAUGAGUUAGUGGUAAAGACAUUAUGUGACAUCAUGGAGGGAAAAACAGUUCAGAUCCCAGUCUAUGACUUUGUAACCCAUUCCAGGAAAAAGGAAACAGUGACAGUGUACCCGGCUGACGUGGUGCUGUUCGAAGGUAUUCUCAUGUUCUACUCACAGGAAAUUAGGGAUCUCUUUCAGAUGAAACUAUUUGUCGACACAGAUGCUGAUACACGACUUUCACGCAGAGUGUUGCGAGACAUCAGUGAACGUGGACGAGACCUGGAGCAGGUCUUAAGUCAAUAUAUCACAUUUGUGAAGCCUGCGUUUGAAGAGUUCUGCUUGCCAACAAAAAAGUAUGCUGAUGUGAUCAUCCCAAGGGGAGCUGAUAAUCUAGUUGCCAUUAAUCUGAUAGUGCAGCACAUCCAGGACAUUCUGAACGGUGGCUUGACCAAACGAUUGAACGGAUGUCUUAAUGGCCACGCUACUCCUCGCAAAAGGCAGCCAUCUGAGUCAAGCAGCAGGCCACACUGAUAUGUCCUACAAGGGAACCAGAGAAGAGUGACAAUGGACUUAAAGAAGGGUUAUGUGUAUAUACUGACAAUUUGCAAACUGUAUUUAAAACUAACAAAAAAAAUCAAGAAAUGCCUUCUUUGACUUGCUACAGUGUUAUCGAUUUGUGUUUUGAUUUUUAAAUGACUGCUGCACUUAUUUGUGAAGGGGAAAGUGUUCCUUGCUGAAAACAACUAGUUAAAGCUAUUUUUCUUGUCAUAAUAAUUUGUGCAUAUUUUAUACGUCUGGCCCCAGAUUAGGAGUGUUUCUAAAAAUAAUAAUAAUCAAGUACGGGUCAUUUCAGAAUUUGCCAAAGGGACAGAGCUGGGAUAAGCCUUCACUAAGAUUUAUGACUUGAAUAGAACAACAAUGAAAACAACAACAACAACAAAAAGUAUGAUCAAGGUUAAAGUACAUCCUUUUUCCUGUUUGUUGUAAUAUUAUUGCCCUGUAAGGAUUUUCGGCUUCUUUACUGUCUCCUAAUGUUUAUUGCAAGAGAAAAUUUACUUUAUUUUAAAUGAUGAAUGAAUUCUUUUGUUAACAUCCACAUAUACAUAGUUCAGGGCUUGUAUUGUAUCUUGGACUGUAAAAUAACACUCAGUGGCUUAUUACGAACAGUAUGUUAACAUGACAGAGAUACUUGCAAACAGACAAAGAAGAGAUUGGAUGUUUCUCCAGCUCCUAUGCAGCAUGUCGAAAGACAGUUUCUUUUAACACAGAUCAAAGUAUAUGCAGAUUGAGUAAAGAAACCAAGAACUCAUAUGAUUGUCCUUGCUCUACUGUAUUCAAUGUCAUGUUUUCACUCCUUUUAAACAACACUCAGAGGCUGAAAAAUACUGCAAAAAUACUGAUUUAAUUUAACAGAAUUGAUUUCUUUCAGAUAAUUAUUGAUUUAUGCAAACAUAAUGCACUUCACUCAGUAUGUAUUUUUUUUUCAACUGAACACGUUUAGACACAUUUAUUAUUAUUAUUAUUAUUAUUAUUAUUAUUUUGCAGAAGGUAAUAGCAUCUUCUGUUUUUUUUUCCUAACUCAGGAUCCCAUGUUUAUGCAUGAGAUUUACGCAGGGACUUAGGCAUUGGACCAGUGACUUUUCUUCUUCAUUUUCCUUUUAUAAGGGCUCAUCAAUACUAAACCUCUUCUGACAGAAUAGUCCUGUCCUGACUAUAAAAAUUGUAUCUCUAAUAUUUGUUUAUUAUUUAUUAUGUUCCAAAUCUCAUUACUCGCAGAAAUGACUCAGUACUGUAGAUGUUCCUGCAUUGUCCUUUCUGUGUUGGCAUACACUUUUGCUGUGGUACAGGGUAACUGGUAAAAUGGCUGAACAGUGUAAUGCGAAUGUUCUACCAAUUUGAGGUGGUUGUGUAAACCAGUAAAUUUAUAUUCAAUUGUUAUUUGAAGGCUGUAGUUCAAUUUAAAAACAAAAGUGCCUGCUCUCAAGGCCAAAUGGAAAAUCAUUUAUUUGUGGUGUUAAAAGGACUGUUUAAUUUGUUCCCAUUAAAUACAAUUUGUGUAACUAA
Messenger RNA from Clarias gariepinus (North African catfish), 2394 nucleotides. It is a transcript of the gene uck2a, whose product is annotated as uridine-cytidine kinase 2a. Gene Ontology annotation, molecular function: ATP binding; kinase activity. Bases 70 to 861 code for a protein of 263 amino acids. The transcript has 7 exons. Gene Ontology annotation, cellular component: cytoplasm; cytosol. Lineage: Eukaryota; Metazoa; Chordata; Actinopteri; Siluriformes; Clariidae. The record is from RefSeq and is a predicted model, not a curated record.